AUGGAUUUAGACGAAACACCUAUUCCUCCUCAAAAAGAAACAGAAAAACCAGUUUCAGUCAUACCUUUGCCUGUAGAAUCAAUUGCAAUCGAUAAUAUUACAAUACCACUUAACAAAACUGAAAAUCCUCCGGCUAAUUCAGAAAAUUCACAAGCUCCACCACCACCUGAUGCACCAACGGAACCACCAAAAAUCAAAAGAGGUGAAGGCGCAGAAGCAAAGAGAGUUGCCAAUCGAUUGAAAGGUUUUGAUCCGAAAAAUUCUCAAGUUUACCAAAUUCUCGUAUCGAAAUUUUCAUCAGGUGUUACACAUAGCGAAUUAAAGAGUAUCGCUCAGAUUUGCUGUAAGUUUUGCAAAAAUCUUACUUUAGAUCGCGAUGCAUCAAGAGAUAAUAGAGUUCUGAUCAAAUGGUUUGAAGAAAAUUGGUCAAUAAUACAAACAAUAAUCAAUGAUAUCCAUUUGAGAGACGAUAACGAGAAAAUUAUUAAUCUGGAAAGGGAACAAGAAAAAAAGGCUCCUAAUGUGAAAUAA
This is a messenger RNA of Trichomonas vaginalis G3, 531 nucleotides long. RefSeq lists its product as uncharacterized. NCBI's taxonomy places the organism in Eukaryota, Parabasalia, Trichomonadida, Trichomonadidae. The transcript has a single exon. Bases 1 to 531 code for a protein of 176 amino acids. The record is from RefSeq and is a predicted model, not a curated record.